GCUACUGCCACCCACAAAACCACCAAAGCAGCCAGCGUUUGAAUGCGGACAUUCGCAAUAGUUUUAUAUAUUUUCUUUGUCUGCUUUGUUUUCGGAAAUUUUGUUCCUUUGUUUUAUUUUCCAUUUUUUACGUUUUCACUUUCGUUUUUCUCACCCAAAAAUUAUACAAUGAAAGUGCACUACGCACUACUGCUUUUGAACCUGCUCUUUGCGCUUUUGCUGACAACUAGGCCAGUGGGCGCUGCGUCUAACCACAACAUAGACACUGGCGAUUUGCCGCUUCCCGUUGUUAUCUGGCAUGGCAUGGGCGAUACCUGCUGUGACAACAACACAAUGGGCGCAGUCGCGCAGACAAUCAAGGACGAGCUGCCCGGCGUGUUUGUGCACUCAGUCAGGCUUGGGUCCAGCGAGGGCGCAGACCGCAAUGCGGGGUUCUUUGGCAAUCUCAACAGCCAGGUAGACAGUGUGUGCAGCGACCUGACAAAAAUCCCACAGCUGCAGGGCCGCGGCAUCAACAUGAUGGGGUUCUCACAGGGCGGGCUGUUUUUGCGCGCGCUGAUUGAGAGAUGCCCGAACAUCAGCGCGCGUGCCCUGGUCACAUUCGGGUCGCCGCACUCGGGAGUGGCUAGGGUGCCCGAAUGCGCCAGUGAGGGCGACGUGCUGUGCAAUUGGAUGCGUCAGCUGGCUGCGCGCGGCGUGUACUCGUGGUAUGUCAGGGACCAUGUCAUCCAGGCGCAGUACUUUAAGGACCCGCGGAGGCUGGACCAGUACUUGCAGCACAACAUAUUUCUGCCCGACAUCAAUGGCGAGAUCGCAGAGCACAGGGACAAGGCGUACGGCGAGCGCAUCCGGGCGCUAGAAAAGAUGGUUCUGGUCAGGUUCAGCGAGGACAACAUGAUUUACCCGGCUGCGUCAUCGUGGUUUGGCUUUGUCGACGAAAGAGGCAAUGAGACUAGCCUGCACGAGUCACAGAUGUAUGCCGAGGACUGGCUGGGCUUGCGCGAGCUCGAUGAAAGCAAUCGGCUGAGUUUUGUGCUGUUGCCUGGCAAACACCUGAGCAUCGGCACGGACAACCUGCGCAAAAUCAUAUCCGAGCAUUUUGGUACACAGGUGCCAGAGUCAAAGCCGCCAGUAUUCCUUGUACAAAACUAAUGAGCGAUCAAACUCGCUUGGCGAUAUUUAAUUUAAAUACUUGAAUAAUUUAUAAACUUUUACA
This is a messenger RNA of Kickxella alabastrina, 1216 nucleotides long. Its product is annotated as Alpha/Beta hydrolase protein. The record is from RefSeq and is a predicted model, not a curated record. Gene Ontology annotation, cellular component: lysosome. The transcript has a single exon. Gene Ontology annotation, molecular function: thiolester hydrolase activity; palmitoyl hydrolase activity. Bases 43 to 1152 code for a protein of 369 amino acids. NCBI's taxonomy places the organism in Eukaryota, Fungi, Kickxellomycota, Kickxellomycetes, Kickxellales, Kickxellaceae.